CACAAACACACAUUUUCACCAGCGUUAACUCAGGUUGUUCUCAUGACUGAAAUAUUAAAACACAUGUAAUUACCGAACUACUGAGCAAAAUCCUCUUUCAUUGAAAAAGUUCAGUGUUUGAGCCUAAAAAGUGAUAAUAGUCCCUUUUGAACUUCUUUCCGGUGCAGCCGUCAAUCAAUAAAUUAAUCAUAUGAAUGCUUUAAAACUGAUGAGAUUGGCAGCAUGGCAUACAGCCAUGUUACACCAGUUAAUGGCCAUUUUAUUAUUCCAUCAGUAAAUCCAAGAGUCUGCCUGCAUGAGCAUGCACAGGCUUCUUAAGGAUCCAUGCAUUUUUAUUUUUAGGGGCACAGAGAUGGAGAGAGCGAGAGAGAAUGAGGUGAGAGAGGAAAAGGAUGAGAGUGUCUAUGAGUGGGAGGGGAAGACUGGUCCUGAUGCUGAUGUCUCUGCUCUAACCUUGGUUGCUAUCUAAAAGCAGCAGGAUCUGCCCGUCCUGCUUAUUCAUUGGUUUGCCACUCUGACCACAAGACAUGUGGUUUGAGCAACAACCAAUAAAAGAAAGGCGACACUCCUUUAAAAGUCGCCUGUCUUAAAGAAACAGCACCGUUACCUUGUUCAAUUCCAUUCUCCGUGUUACUACGUGUUGCAUUUACAAUCAGUUGGGCAUUUAAUGCAAACAUGUGGAUGAAAACAAAAUUGCAGAAUGAAACAAUCCACAUGUUUAAGGGGUGAGGAGAAUCUCUGGGGUCAAACUUCGUCUCUGUGAACACCUUUCUGCAUGUCAGCAGCAGCAACAGCAGCAGCUGCAGCUGAGCCAAAGACAUCCUCCAACACGGAGGUGCACUCAUGAAUAUUCCCACUCAGUCUCUCACUCUCACGCACACCCUUGCUCACUCACAUAUUUUGACAGACAUCCAUGCUGUCGUGUCGCACAUGCGCACUCAGCCUCAAACAGGAGCCAGGCGCAGACACACACAUGCACGCGCCUGCAGCCACUGCCUGAUUAGCUUGCGAGGGCUGUCUACAGCAUCCUGGGAAAUGGCGCAAGAGGCAGAGCAUUGGAGGACGAUCGGCAGCCCGAAGCAGCAGGAUUAGACCGCUGGUGUUUUGGACAGCCGAGAGAUGGCGUGACUUGAAGGAGAGGACUGGUUACAGGAGCAAUCAGGAGGCGAGCCGAUUGCCUGUGAACAGACUGAGAAGUGGCACAGGCGGGCUGAUGCACCGGUAGGACUGGGCCGGGGCUUUGGAUCUGUACUGUUGGGGAGGGGCAGGAGACGCAGGCAGAGGGAGACUGUUUUUCCAGACCAAAGCUUUGGUGCGAUUCUCCAGCCCGAUCGUCUGAGGCCUGCCUCCAUCCCCCUCUGACUCUUUCUACCAGAGCCUUUCAUUUCUUGUUUUUCUCCCAUCUUCAUCCCUCCCACCCCCUCUCCUUUUCCCGAUGUUACUGCUGUCAUCCAAGUUUCCUUUACCUCCAUCCUCUGAGACCACAGCCAUUGUUUUCUCUUGCCAGCUCUGCUUUGUUUCCACUCCAGUCAUCUGGUUUCUCUGUUAAGCCACUCAGUUCCUGCCACAUCCUCUUUUUAUUUACCUAUUAUUUCUAAUUAACACUCGUCUCUUCCAUCAACUCUCGUCUGUGCCCUUCUCACAGUCUCUCUUGAUUUCCCUCCAUCUUUACUCACUCAGCAUCCAUCAUUAUUCUGUGGGGACUAGAGAUUUGGGUCAGCCUGCUCAGCAAAUGGGAUAAGAUGUAGUCCCCACGGUAAGCAGACCCAGGGGCUCCUGGUCUGCCCAUCAGGGAGACCAUCACCUUCUGACAACAGAGGCUGGAGCCUGACUCAGGACUGACGGGGCGGCCUGUUGUGGAGUUCUAUAUGUAGAAGAGGAUCAUCUGCACCCUACCCUUCACCCCUUCCCCUUUCCCCAACUUGGGGCAGCUGCCACUCUGGAGUGUCCCAGCUUGACUGGCUGUAGCCUCUCUCCCCGCACCCUGACGACACCCUCAUGCCACUGGGGCACCCACAGUGCACCCGCCCCGCUUCACUACCGCACCUCCUUCUUGUGUCAAAGGCCCAGACCUCCGGAUGCCCUCAACAUGGGUGUGGUUGAGACUAUUGACCCAGAGCCAUCCCCCUGUGCCUCGCCUGUACCAGGGGGAUACAGGCUGCCCCGUUCCUCCAGCUACAGUCCCCUGCAGGGGAGGCCAGGGGCAGAGCUGGACCUCGGUGCAGCUGAUGGAGGAGUUAUGGAGGGAGGUGGGACGGCGGCAGAGCGCAGGACGCCCUUAGUGGACCUGUUCUGUGAGACCUGCUCAAGGCCCUGGCUCAUCGGUUGGUGGGACCAGUUCAAGAGGAUGUUGAACAGGGAGCUGUCCCAUUUGUCAGAAAUGAGUCGCUCAGGGAACCAAGUAUCAGAAUACAUCUCCACUACCUUUCUAGACAAGCAGAAUGAGGUGGAGAUCCCGUCUCCAACUCUGAGGGAGAGAGAGAAGCCCAUGUGUCAUAUCAGCGGUGUGAAGAAGCUGACACACAGUUCCAGCCUUUCCAAUUCCACCUUGCCUCGGUUUGGCGUCAAGACGGAACACGAGGAGGCGUUAGCCAGGGAGCUGGAUGACUUGAACAAGUGGGGCCUUAAUAUCUUUCAUGUGGCAGAGUUUUCCAACAACCGACCCCUCAGCUGCAUCAUGUUUGCCAUCUUUCAGGAAAGAGAUCUACUGAAGACCUUUCGGAUCCCUGUGGAUACUUUUGUCACCUAUGUGAUGACCUUGGAAGACCACUACCACGCCAAUGUCGCCUACCACAACAGCCUUCAUGCUGCUGAUGUCACCCAGUCCACUCAUGUGCUGCUGUCCUCACCGGCUCUCGAUGCUGUUUUCACCGAUUUAGAGAUAUUAGCAGCAUUAUUUGCUGCUGCCAUUCAUGAUGUAGACCAUCCAGGAGUGUCAAACCAGUUCCUCAUAAAUACCAACUCAGAGUUAGCCCUGAUGUAUAACGAUGAGUCUGUGCUGGAGAACCAUCACCUGGCUGUGGGCUUUAAGCUGCUUCAUGAGGAGAACUGUGACAUCUUCCAGAACCUCAGCAAAAGGCAGAGACAAAGCCUGAGGAAACUCGUUAUCGAUAUGGUUUUGGCAACAGAUAUGUCCAAACACAUGAGUUUGCUGGCAGACCUCAAGACUAUGGUAGAAACCAAAAAAGUGACAAGUUCUGGAGUGCUGAUGCUCGACCAUUACACUGAUCGGAUACAGGUGCUGAGAAACAUGGUGCACUGUGCUGACCUGAGUAAUCCAACAAAGCCCCUACCAGUGUACCGGCAAUGGACGGAGAGAAUCAUGGAGGAGUUCUUCAGGCAGGGAGACAAGGAAAGGGAGAGGGGGAUGGAGAUCAGUCCCAUGUGUGAUAAACACACCGCAUCUGUGGAAAAAAGUCAGGUUGGCUUCAUUGACUACAUCGUUCACCCACUGUGGGAGACAUGGGGGGACCUCGUGCAUCCCGAUGCCCAGGAAAUCCUUGACACCUUGGAAGACAACAGGGACUGGUACCAGAGCACUAUCCCCCUAAGCCCAUCACCACCUCCUGUGGGUCAGGACAAGGAGCUAAACGCGUGCAUAGACAAAUUUCAGUUUGAGCUCACCCUGGAAGAGAGCUCUCAGACAGAACAGGAACACGAGGAGGACCAAAACACACCAAACCAUGUGGCACAGGACUGCAGUCACAUGGACAGGGAGGACAAAAAUGAGGACAAGGAAGAUAUUAUGACAGAGGAGAAUGAGGACAUCAUUGAGGAGGAGGAGGAGGAGGUGCCAAUGGAGGAGGAGGAAGUAGAAGAAGAACUGAAGACUCAGCUGAGUGAGGAGUCUGGAAAGGAAAGACUUUAUGACACAAGUCCUGUAGAAGAAGAGGAAGAUUCUUCUUCUCAAGCUGAAGAUACAUGAGUCCUGCUCCUGUAUCUCCCUCCUAACUUGCACACAUUACCUUGUUCGUUCUUUAAAUGGCCAAACCAAGAACAAAUAAAACUGCAACGACAAUACAGACCUUUAAAUAUAUUUUUCAAAAAGGGAAUAAACUAAAAUCGCUCAAAGAGAAGCUAAUUACACAGCAACUGUAGAUUUGGAGUGGUGACAAGUUCUUUGACUGAUCUCAUGAUGAACUUCAGACUAAUAUGAAUAUAGGAGACCGUUUGUGAUGGGGAGAUGAUGACAGCGUAGCACUCUGGUGAACGGAAUGCACAUAAACACAUAUGAAGUCACACACACACACACACACACACACACACCCACACACACACACAUGCACACGACUGUAUCUUUGUAUGUGUGCAUUUACACAAGGAACAUUGAUCAGUAAUGAAUUUGUUUGGAAUAAGCCAUCCCUUAUUGGUGUAUUAACUAGUGUUCAGUCAGUAUUAGUAAUUCCUGUAUGUUAGAAUCUCCAUAGAAGCCGCUCUCCUCAGAGGAGCGCCAGUGAUUUUUUUCCAUUUCUGUCGGAAAUAAGAAUAAGGAAAUCCACAGCGUGUGGGGAGAAGAAGGGUGAUGUGGAAGUGAAGAGGAGGAAGAUGCUGCGAUGAAGGGGCCCGAGAGGUCCCGUGUCCUUUUUUCCCUUUACGAGGAGAGUGCUACUGGUGCAAGAUGGCUCUGUGCCUUUCUGAAACACCAGCUUCUUGAAAGGAGCUGUAGUGAAGCAAUGCAUUGUGGGACAGGAGAGUCUGAUUUUGUUCUCAUUUUGAUUGUCUCUUGUUGAAGCUCUUUCCCCGCCGUUCAUGGUGUUGUGGUGUGUAACCGAGUUUCUGUGGUGACAUGUUUUCGGCUGUAAGUCUUCCUUUGUUGCUCUUCUAGUAAUAUUACAACUCAGAACUCUAGAUGCAGAGCAAUCACCAACUCUACCACGACCACCUGUGGACUCUUUCAAAGCUUAGCUUCUUUUCCUAUUAGACAGAUUUUUUUUAUCUUUCCGAGAAUAAGCCAUGAGAUGCUUUCAAGCAUACAUUUUGCCUAUUUUAUAUUUGAAUAUUGCUGAAUAUGUUGUGGGGGCGCGGAGUUAUUUCAUCAUCAGAACAAAAUGUCAUUUGUUGCGUCACACCCAGUCACCUUUUGUGUUUUUGUCUCAUACGUGACAAAUCUCACCAAAGUUAAGAAUGAGAAACUUCUGCGGGUGAAGUGGUUUGAAGGACAAUGACUGAAUAAAGGAAAUCAGGGAAGCAGUGUGUCAGGGGAAAGACGUGCAACUCAGCCAAAUGGAGGUCUGGCCGUCUCUGAUCAUCUUCACUAUGUUUGAUGGUUUUUUUGCCUUAAUGUCAGAUGCAGGAUACAUACCUUCCAGUAUGUAGAUUAAUGAGAUAUAUUAUGGAUAUCCUAGUCUAUUUAUAUUGCGUCUGUAUGCCUAUUUCUGUGUUGUGUGUCUUGACACAAUGUAUUUUGCAUUUGGAGGGGAAGGGUGUUUAUGUUGUUGCUGUGCUCGGUCUAACAUGAAGAAUGUGUUGCUGAUUUUGUUUUUAAAUCAGGACGGCAUCUUAAAGCUACCUGGGUGCAGUCAAAGAAAUCAAGAAACCGGAGAUAAGUUCAAGCAGGGGUAACGAGCGGUCGUGAAUAAUCGAGUAACAGAGACAGCAGGGUGUCGGAGGAAUCAUGUGUAGUUGGUCACUCAUCUGCAUCACCACAUCUUGUUGACAGGUGUCCAGGAUUUGAUCAGCACAGCUGAAACGGAUCAGCUUGUUUGGGUGUUUGUUUUCCACAGGGUAAAAAAUAAGAAUAACAGUGUGGUUGUUUUAAAAGGUAAGGGCGAGUUUCUGCAGGUCAGUAACUGAGCUCAUCUGAAGACACCACCGCUUGGUGCAACAGGAGCCUGUGUGUGAGCUGCUAAGCCACCUUGCAGACUUUCCAUCGGGUUAAAUGGGAAUCCAGGAUUUCUACUGCAGGAAAUGAAAGAUUCCCAUAUGCACUGGCCUUUUACUUUAAACACCUUCUCCGUUUUUGUGGCUUCUUGUUCUGUUAUAAGCUACAAAAACAUUAAUAUUUAAUUGCCAUACAAACACGAUACUGUAGCAAUUGUUUCUUAAUAACAAAAUUAUUCAAUUAAGUGAUUGCUGACAUUCUUUUUAAAUAUUGAAAAGAAAACAACUGAGAGUGUUUUCUUUCACCACUUUGUGUACAGUUUAUUUUUAUAUCAUUCUGGUGGACGGUCGGGAAAAUGAAUCGUGUGUUGACGAUAUAGCUAUAAUCAUGAUCACUGUUUGUACAUAAUGUAAUAAUGUACUGUAAAUUAAAAUUUUAUCCAAGUCAUAAUGAUUGACAAAUAGCCACUUAAAAACGAACCACUGGGGUACAGCGAGCCACAUUGUCACAUUUUAAUUCUUUGAUUACUCGUGAGAACGUUCUGUCAUGAUUUUUAAUUGUGCACACUUAUUGUUAACGUCAAAUCAAUUUGUACCAGCACUUUAUUUCAUCAGGUUUGAAGGCAGACUGUGUGUUUCAGGUAGUGUUCAGUCUGUGCUGGUUUGGUCAUAGGCAAUCAAUGAACUAUAUCCCACUGGGCCAAAUCUUAAACCCCGGGCAUAAUAAACAAAUUCAUUAGAGAUUAGGUUUGUUUGACCAAUAAAGUCCAAUCAAAUCUGAUUUCAGAACAUUUGAUCGAUUCAGAUAUGUGUCCUUAUCUAACACGACCAUUUCCAGCACUACCACCUCCUCUGUUUCUUAGUAACUUUAAGCACUAUCUAGCCUGAUAGCCUAAAUGUCCGUCCCAACGUGGCCUACUUAGCUGGUUUCCAUUGGUGUUGCUGUCAGGUAAUCUUACUGCAGACUGACUUUAUUAAAAAAAAAAAGAAUAAAUAAAAUAAAUAUCCGGACUUGGAUCUCAAGUGUUUGUCCAUCAGUAAGAAAGAUCACCCAAAAAAUACAUGAAAUGAUUGUAAUAUUUGUAAAUGAAGUUGCUGUAAUGUGUAAAUGUGUCUGAGUUAUUUUUUAUUAUAUUAUUUUUAUGAAAGUUUUACUUCUUGACAGAGCUGAGGUGUCAUUUUGUGAAUAAAUGCAUUUAAUAAGCAAAAUCUAUAUAUAAAACAAACCUAUAGUAUACCAGUAUAUUUUUCUUUUAUUUCACUGUUCAGUACUGUAAAGUGUGUUAAAAUACAAAUAAAGCAAGAUUUUUAUAACAAAACAACCAGUGCUGUUUGCUGCACCCUGCUUAAAUUGCUGGCCAAACAUUUGGUGUUAGAUUCACUGUCUCCAUAUCAUGAAUGUAUAAAAUAUACGUAUUUUUUUUAGUUCAUUGAGUUUUUAUUUCCAACUCCUUUGUUCCAUCAGCUAUUGAACUGCUUAACUCUGAGCCGGGAGGGGUGGCGAAAUAACAGCGAAGUAUCAUCGGCUUUAAGCAUGUGCCAUUUUUGGAGGGCUGCUGCUCAUCCUCUACCCUUCAUUUAGGAUGUGUUCGGCAUGUUGAUAGUGACACACAUUGUGUGAUUGUGUGAUUGUAUAAAUGGAUUGUUUGCUUGGUUGUUUUUAUGAGCGAGUUAUUCUGUGUGGUAAGCUACAAAUUAAUUGCCCCAUGGGGACCAAUAAAGUUUUCUGAUUUAAA
Messenger RNA from Nothobranchius furzeri (turquoise killifish), 7556 nucleotides. RefSeq names its product phosphodiesterase 4A, cAMP-specific (gene pde4a). Gene Ontology annotation, molecular function: 3',5'-cyclic-AMP phosphodiesterase activity. NCBI's taxonomy places the organism in Eukaryota, Metazoa, Chordata, Actinopteri, Cyprinodontiformes, Nothobranchiidae. Gene Ontology annotation, biological process: signal transduction. The record is from RefSeq and is a predicted model, not a curated record. Gene Ontology annotation, cellular component: perinuclear region of cytoplasm; cytosol; nucleus.